This is a messenger RNA of Lytechinus variegatus (green sea urchin), 1340 nucleotides long. RefSeq names its product 26S proteasome non-ATPase regulatory subunit 14 (gene psmd14). Lineage: Eukaryota; Metazoa; Echinodermata; Echinoidea; Temnopleuroida; Toxopneustidae. Gene Ontology annotation, molecular function: metallopeptidase activity; protein binding; proteasome binding. Gene Ontology annotation, cellular component: proteasome regulatory particle, lid subcomplex. The transcript is spliced from 7 exons. The coding region runs from base 102 to 1037 and encodes 311 amino acids. Gene Ontology annotation, biological process: protein deubiquitination; proteasome-mediated ubiquitin-dependent protein catabolic process. The record is from RefSeq and is a predicted model, not a curated record.
UACGUUUCGUACAUGCAAGGAACAAAAUUUACACGACUCAUGCCAAAAAUCGGUGUCUGAAAAGUUCAUUAGUUGAAAUCACCAAGACAGAGACUCCCACAAUGGACAGGUUACUUAGACUAGGAGGUGGUAUGCCAGGCCUUGGGCAAGGCACAACACCCAGUGAUGGACCUGUUGUUGAUACUGCAGAACAAGUGUACAUAUCAUCUCUUGCUCUUCUUAAGAUGUUGAAACAUGGUAGAGCUGGUGUACCUAUGGAAGUUAUGGGUCUUAUGUUGGGAGAGUUUGUUGAUGAUUACACAGUCAGAGUCAUCGAUGUCUUUGCUAUGCCACAAUCAGGAACGGGAGUGAGCGUAGAAGCAGUAGAUCCUGUAUUCCAAGCCAAGAUGUUGGACAUGCUGAAGCAGACCGGUCGUCCAGAGAUGGUGGUUGGAUGGUAUCACUCUCAUCCCGGGUUUGGAUGCUGGUUAUCGGGAGUUGACAUCAACACACAGCAGAGCUUUGAGGCCCUAUCAGACAGAGCAGUGGCUGUUGUAGUAGAUCCCAUUCAGAGUGUCAAAGGAAAGGUUGUAAUAGAUGCAUUCCGAUUGAUCAACCCUAACAUGAUGGUGCUGGGUCAGGAACCUAGGCAGACCACAUCAAACCUUGGUCAUUUACAGAAGCCAUCCAUUCAAGCCUUGAUCCACGGCCUCAACAGACAUUACUACUCCAUAGCUAUCAACUACAGGAAAAACGAAUUAGAACAAAAGAUGCUGUUAAAUCUUCAUAAAAAGAGCUGGAUGGAUGGAUUGACAUUGAAAGAUUACAAUGAACACUGCAAACUGAACGAAUCAACAGUCAAAGAGAUGUUAAACCUAGCCAAGGUUUAUAACAAGGCUGUAGAAGAGGAAGACAAAAUGACACAAGAGCAACUCGCGGUGAAGAAUGUCGGCAAGCUGGAUCCAAAGCGCCAUCUGGAGGAAAGGGUGGAGGUACUAAUGACGUCGAAUAUCGUUCAGUGCCUUGGUGCUAUGCUGGAUACGGUCGUGUUUAAAUAGUAUAUGACCAACUGCUGUCUCAUGUAAAUAUCUUGUAGGCUUCUGAAACUAUUAUUAUUAUUAUUGAUCAGUAAGUGUCAGAACAAUCUAUUUACCACUGGUCAUGGUAAUGUAACAAAUUGAUCUUACAAAUGCUUUGUGUAGCUAUUGAAUAUGAAGAUAUUUCACCUAUGGUGAUCAGUAUCAAUAUGUGAAGUCCCCAGUUUUCCAUUUUCUAAAAUGUAAAUUCCAUGGCCCGUAUUCUGAAGUCAGGUUUAACUUAAACUCAGGUUUAAAGUUGUGGUUUGUAUGCAUAGCCAAUUG